AUGACCUUCACACAACCAAUUUUCAAUGUCAACAACGAUAUCAAUGAGAUCAACAAGGACUUGAAGAAGUCACUGUUGUCGUUGAAAAACCGACUCCAGUCGAUUCUCCAUGACUACCAAUUUGUCAAAGCUGUGCAUCACGCAAUUGAGUACCCACUAGUUGCGAACGAACGAUGCGGCACAUGGUAUGUGCCUCCGAAAGAGAGACAAGAUACAUGUUAUUUCAAGUCAACUGAUGGGCAUACAAAUGUGUGGACAUUUUCCUUGCGUCGACUCAACUUGCACUUGCUCCCACUUAUUGAAUCGUCAGGUGGGGUCACAGUUGUGGAUUCAACACGAAGAGGAAAACUAAUGCCUGAUGCGUUACUGAAAACCAUCCCCAUAUGGUGUGCCGUUGUCAACUCGGUGCUCUACCGAGAAGGGGACUGGUUGAAGACUCCAUUGUCGAUGGUAUCUGAAAGCGAACACAACUCAAUCAACAAACUCAUUCCCUCCUUCGUGGCGGAGGUCAAACGCAUGGGGUUGCUUGAUGGGUGUGAAAGGUUGCAGAAACCGUUGGUUCCAACCUGGUAUUACCCAUCAUGUGGGGAGCAAUCCAUAGAUGAUUCGGUCUACAAUAUCUGUUGUGUCUCUGCGAGCAGAAAGGUUGAUGUACACAAACAAGUCAAUGUCAACUCGACAAUAUCCUUUGACUAUGUUCAAGGCUCAGCAGACGACCAUGAACUCUGGGCCCCCAGCCACUUAAGAGCUGAUGUAUUUUGGGAUGUGUGUGAUAAAAUCACUCAUGACGGAUAUAUCACUAUAGGAGAUUCUGAACUCGAAGAGAUUAUCAAUGGUUACAAACAGUCCCUGGGGUCCUUGGAUGCACACUCACUAGGAGAGACUGGUAUAACAGUUGGGAAAAUUGAAAGUGACAUACCGUAUAGUCUACUCAAUCCAGACGCCACGACCAUUGUCUUUCAUGAACAGUACUCGGUUGUUGAUAUUCCAGAAACCAAGUCGGUCGUGCACCAUAGAAUAUCCAAUAACAAAAAGGGUGCCAAUAUUCUCAGAUCCAUCCUUCCGCAAUUACCAUUAACAGUUCCUUGUACUAUUCUAUGUGAUUCUGGUCGCGAUAUGAGUGUGGGGAUUGCUAUCAUUUUGUUAUGUUUGAAUUUCGACUUGGAUUGGAAGAGAACUACAGAACCACCAAAAAUCACCAAAACUUUGAUCAAACAGCAUUUGAGUAAAGUCUCACACGUAUGUAGAGCCAACCCAAGUAGAAGUACUCUUCAAAGUGUCAAUACUUAUUUAUUCUCGCUAUGA
This is a messenger RNA of Candida tropicalis MYA-3404, 1305 nucleotides long. RefSeq names its product initiator tRNA phosphoribosyl transferase family protein. Gene Ontology annotation, cellular component: cytoplasm. The record is from RefSeq and is a predicted model, not a curated record. The coding region runs from base 1 to 1305 and encodes 434 amino acids. The transcript has a single exon. Gene Ontology annotation, biological process: charged-tRNA amino acid modification. Gene Ontology annotation, molecular function: tRNA adenosine(64)-2'-O-ribosylphosphate transferase activity. NCBI's taxonomy places the organism in Eukaryota, Fungi, Ascomycota, Pichiomycetes, Serinales, Debaryomycetaceae.